AGUACCACAGUGAUUAUACACAUUCACCUAAUACGUGUAAGUCUUGUCGUGUUUUUGUUCUCCGACCUGUAGAUAUUAGUGAACGGCCGCGUGACAAAAACUACUUUGUUCAGAUUGUACAAUACUUGCAAGCUUUAUGGCAUGAAAAUGUAUUCCUGUUAUUAAAUAUCGUGUGAGCGUCUUGGACGCCAUUGCUUACAAUGUUUAUUGGCUAUGUUGUGCGUAACCCACUCGGAUUGUUAGAGUUUUAACACUUCCAUUCUACCUCGAGAUUGCUUCGAGGAUGUUGUGGACUUGCGCAGUUUGAUACAUUUCGCAAUGGAGAAAAGGAAAAUAGAACCUUUGACAUUGAAAGCUAGCUUCGCACCAUGAGUGCUAGACAGAGCUUACCAUCUGCACCACCACCGAACAGAAAGCCGAUAGCGAACCGAAACCCGGCCCCUCCAACAGCAACGAUCAGCCCAGGACCCAGCGAACCGCUGGAAGUGGCCGAGAAUAUUAAACGACAAACCCCUCAGCCAGGUGUGAAGAAAACUCAUCAGGAACCACACACUCCGUCGAAAUAUGCCCCAGAUCAAGGCAUGCCCGUGAGGACCGCUCAUAAAUACGUUACCAUAACUCCGAGAAACGCUUACGAGGAACACGACCGCAUUGAAACGCCACACACUUUGCUGAACCCGCUAAGUGACGUCCCUGUUCAAGGAUCGGCGGUCAGUAAGGAAACGAGAACAAUCAAAGACGAGAUUGUCUUGGCUGGAGGGGAGGGACGGACUUUCCCGAGUUACAACAAACGGCGAAAUAUGCCGUUUCCCUACUCGUCGAGGACAGAUCCCUUGUGUCAUUGUCAUCAUGACAACCGGAAGUUGGCAAAUGGGUGGAGCACCGUUACGGCUAACGGGUCGAUGGAUGCUCACAAAUAUGACAAGAGUGGGUCAGACGAAUAUUCCAGAUUUGAGACAUUUAUGUGGCUGAAUCGCCAUAACAAAGUGCCUGGGUGGAACCACGCCGUGGCGGAGAGGGACAGGUAUUACGUGGAGACGCCGUGGAGUGACAGACGUUACCCGGGACAGGAGCCGCAUUUGUCCGACACGGACAUAUGGACGCACAGAAACUUCGGCAAAGAUCGGGACUGGCUGGACACGCCUUAUUACGACGGGCGAUACUAUGUGUACGAUCGACGAUACCUCGACUAUGAGGUAGGCCCUGAAACGCGCGAGGGAUUCAAACGAUACUAUAAAUCGUAUCAGUCAGACCCGGGGGCGGUGAAUACUGCCCGCUGGCUCAGGCGACACUAUGAGACGGCUCCAGAUUACACGGAUUACGAGAUGUGGAAAGCCGGACAGAGAGCUCGGAGAAGAAACCUUGCCAAGAUACAGAAGGAACGUCAGCGACACUGGGCACGACGCCGUGGUAACGUGUUCCGUGCACCGUCUCCCUACGACGAGCGAGACGACCUCGACACCGUCAUCCAGCCACGGGUACACGUGAUGCCGCACGAGGAGUACAGAGAACCGAGAAGGUCGGACAGUAUGGUCACAGUAGAUGGGUCUGCGGUGCUCAAACCGAGGAGGAAACUGCUCAAAGACGAAUGGGAGUUGGAGCUGCAUAGGAUGAGGCACAAGAAGGAAGCUAAGCGGUACAGGAAAAACGCUAAGCUGUACAGGGAGAAGGAGCUGGUGCCCGAAUGGAUCGACGCCAUCGGAACCCCUCCUUUUCGAGACUUCGAGCACAAGUCCAAGUUAGUCACGGAACACAAGUACGAGCCGAACGAACCUCUGUACGAGCAGCAGACGUAUUCCCGCGAGUCCGAGGUAUCGUCUGUUCCACACCCAGCGCAGACGCCAAGAGUUCUGUCGAGGGUGGGGGAAUACAACACAUAUGUGGGGAACUACGAUACGUUCCAUAAAUUCGACCACUACUACAAUCGAAGGAAGGACGGGGCACCUCUCAACAAAUAUGGUCAGAAUUAUAAAAGUCGGAACAUGGGGCUCUGGCACUGGAACUGAUGGCGAAACCACUCGAUUUGUCGUCUGCUUGUUUGUCCAGACUUCUACUGCACGAGGCAGGCCAUCAUUUCUUGGAAAUGGCGACAGUAUUAAAAACAACAGAGAAACUAGGUGUCAUGUCCGUUGAUAUAAGAUGAACGGUUGUUAGAGAACAUGACCACCACCCCAUCUCACUCCCACCCCAACCGUGUCAUGUGGGCUUCCCGAGGCGCACACAUACCUUUCAUUGGUGUUAAGAACAACAACUAGUUUUAUAACUUAAAACAUGUACAACUAGUAAUGGAACAGACGUCACGGCCAUUUCGUGCGUCUUUAUUUGUUGAUUGUGCACAGCAGUACCCAGGGUGUCGAGAAGUUCAGUACAGUCUGCACAGUUGUUGGAUAACUCGUGUCCACCUAGCCAUUGAGACAAUGUUUUGUGAUGAUUUCCUACAUAUGUACAUAUGAUAAAAAUUAACUGUCACUUUCAGUUUGACAUAACCUACUGUAUAGUCUACAUACACACAUGCACACACACACACACACACACACACACACACACACACACGUACGUACGCACGCACACAAAUUAUACUGACCGGUUACGACGAUUACUAUUGUUAUUUUUAUAUAUAUGAAAUAUAUCAAAUUCAUAUUAUCACGUAGAAUAAACGAACGAACUGAUGAAUCAGGAAUUGAAUGCAUACCCAAUUGAAUGAAUGAAUGAACGAAUGAACAAAAGAGCGAACAAGCUUAAAAUGUGAUAGUUUGUUCCUUUACUUGUUUCACUAUUUUGUUCAGCUGUAGACAAUAAAAUCUGAUAUAGUA
This is a messenger RNA of Gigantopelta aegis, 2813 nucleotides long. RefSeq lists its product as uncharacterized. NCBI's taxonomy places the organism in Eukaryota, Metazoa, Mollusca, Gastropoda, Neomphalida, Peltospiridae. The coding region runs from base 369 to 2006 and encodes 545 amino acids. The transcript has 3 exons. The record is from RefSeq and is a predicted model, not a curated record.